This is a messenger RNA of Suhomyces tanzawaensis NRRL Y-17324, 790 nucleotides long. RefSeq lists its product as uncharacterized. The coding region runs from base 68 to 721 and encodes 217 amino acids. Lineage: Eukaryota; Fungi; Ascomycota; Pichiomycetes; Serinales; Debaryomycetaceae. The transcript has a single exon. The record is from RefSeq and is a predicted model, not a curated record.
UUGCCCAUUCGUUCAUCAAUAGUAGUUUGGUUAUUCCCAUACCACUCUUUUUCCAACCAUUGCAUUCAUGAGCGUAACCACAGCUAGAAUUGAGGACGAUUUCGAUCUUCUCACACCAGUGCACAAGGCUUCCGUGCGUCUUGAUGUCCGAGACUUAGAUCAAAUCAGAUCUUCCCCCUACCACGAAAAAGAGCAUUGGUUGGACCUCACCAAAGUGCCGGACACUAAGAGAGUGAUAGCAUUGGCAUUGCAGUCCUUCGAGCCAAGAAACGAGCAGUAUGCCUUCGAUGACUACGACCAGGCGUUCAAUAUUCCAGAAAUUGUGGAACUAGCCAGAAACUACGCCAAGCAGCUUGAAAUCGAAAUUGAGCCUACCAGUGUGUACGUUAUUGCAUUUAGACUGAUUCUUAAGCUUGAAGUCCAGGCAUCUUCCGAGAACAGAAGAUUUCUUGCCAAAGUGGAUAAGGAUUCGCAUGUGGAGGCCAACGAGUCUGGAGGCUUACUCAAGUAUUGGUUUGGGACCCCAGAUGAUGUGCACGGUAAGAAUUUAGCCACUUGCUGGUGGGAGACCAAGGAGCACGCGAAGAAAGGGGGCCGUGGUAAGGCUCAUAGAGAAGGCAUGACUGCCGUGCGCAGUUGGUUUAAGCACUGGCAGGUGGAGGAGUACCAAUUAAACCUUGCCAAGGGUGGCGAAAGCUACCUGUUUACUAGAGUCAAUUAGUCUGCGUAGCGACUGAGAUCACCAGGAGUGCUGGAUCAGUCUCGGGAUAUUAGAGAUAAAUUAUACGCU